AUGCAGAUUUUCACCAAAACCCUUUCAAGGAAGACCAUCACCCUCAAGGUUAAAGUCUUGGAUACCAUAGAAAAUGUAAAGGCCAAGAUCCAGAAGAAAGAUGGAAUUCUUCCUGGUCAACAAAGACUGAUCUUUGCCGGGAAAGCAGCUGGAAGAUGGAAUACCUUAUCUGACUACAACAUUCAAAAGGAGUCUACUCUUUACCUACUGUUGGGACUUUGCGGUGCUAGAAAAAACAAAGUUUUACACCACUCGGCUAAGCUGUCUGUCCCAAAAUACUAUAAAACUGAGCAUGGACUACUCGUGGAAUGCUGUGUGCCCACUACUAACCAAGACCAUCGCCAGGUCCCCGAGUCCAGGCUGCUUGCAGGCCUCACAGUGCCUUCUCUGAGCCCAACCCACCUCAUGCUUACUCCUCCCAGUGGCCUCACCAUUGGCAUUUCAGCAACAGCCCGCUCCCCCUAA
Messenger RNA from Dipodomys ordii (Ord's kangaroo rat), 465 nucleotides. RefSeq names its product ubiquitin-like. The transcript is spliced from 2 exons. Bases 1 to 465 code for a protein of 154 amino acids. NCBI's taxonomy places the organism in Eukaryota, Metazoa, Chordata, Mammalia, Rodentia, Heteromyidae. Gene Ontology annotation, cellular component: cytoplasm; nucleus. The record is from RefSeq and is a predicted model, not a curated record. Gene Ontology annotation, molecular function: ubiquitin protein ligase binding; protein tag activity. Gene Ontology annotation, biological process: protein ubiquitination; modification-dependent protein catabolic process.